Messenger RNA from Racocetra fulgida, 207 nucleotides. NCBI's taxonomy places the organism in Eukaryota, Fungi, Glomeromycota, Glomeromycetes, Diversisporales, Gigasporaceae. The record is from the annotation of a GenBank genome assembly.
AUGAAGCUUAAUACUAUAGUAAUACGUUGUUAUGCGGCUGAUGAUGAUACAAAUGAGGACUUUUUAGAAGAAGCUGAGAGUCGAUAUAGUCCAAAAGUUAUUGAAAUAAGUGAUUAUAUUCCACAUCCUAAUUGUGAUGGCGUAUUACAGUCAUUUGCUCAUUUUCCGUGGGAUUCUGAGGAUGAUAAAACUUAUCUUGGUGUAAUG